AAAGACGUCGACGGGUUCAGCGCUGUUACGAGUCGUACCGAGUGAAGAUGGCCCCAUCACCUACCAAACGCAGAGAACGUUCAGAGGACAAAUCUCGAGAGAGGGGUAAAGACAAAGCUGUGGUGAAAGAAGGUGCCGAGAAGGACCGCAGCAGGGACAAAAAUCGCAAACGACGCAGUAACUCCACCGGUAGCAGCAGCAGCAGGUCGAGUUCCAGCUCCAGCAGCAGCUCUGGUUCCAGCUCUGGUUCUUCCAGUGGCUCCAGCUCCUCUUCAGGCUCCAGCCGCUCCGGCUCAUCAAGCUCGUCACGCUCCUCCAGCUCCUCUGGCUCUUCGGGGUCACCCAGCCCCAGCCGUCGCCGCCAUGACAACCGCAGACGCUCACGUUCAAAGUCCAAAUCACAGAAAAGAGUGGAGGAGAAGGAACGAAAGAGGAGGAGCCCGAGCCCAAAACCCACCAAGCUUCAUGUCGGAAGGCUUACUAGAAAUGUUACCAAGGAUCACAUCCAAGAAAUCUUCUCUACAUAUGGAAAGAUCAAAAUGAUUGAAAUGCCAUCAGACCGCUGUCAUCCAAACUUGUCCCGGGGUUAUGCUUAUGUGGAAUAUGAAACUGCAGACGAUGCCCAAAAAGCCCUAAAAUACAUGGAUGGAGGUCAAAUCGAUGGUCAGGAAAUCACAGCGACAGCUGUCCUGACUCAGAAGCUGCGGCCUGCACCUCGCAGAAUGUCUCCUCCACGCAGGAUGCCUCCUCCUCCACCCAUGUGGCGGCGCACUCCACCCCGCAUGAGAAGAAGGUCUCGUUCGCCACGCCGUCGAUCUCCGGUGAGAAGGCGCUCUCGCUCCAGAUCUCCCGGUCGCAGACGCCAUCGCUCUCGCUCCAGCUCCAACUCCUCAAGAUAAUAAGAUCAUCCUUCAAAUCUGCUAAGGCUCAUAGUUCAGUGUCACGAAGCAACAAGGCAGAAACUUCAAUUCUUAGUUUGAUAGACUGGAAUUACUUAUCAGUGAUGGAAUAAAAUCCAUAUGUUUUCUGUCAGCAUUUUGUUUUUAUGUAAAAGAUGCUCACCACAGUUUGUGCUCAGUGAAGUAAUUGCAUCAUUUCUUUUUUUUUUCUUUUUCUUAUUGUGUGUUGUGCAUAUGGUUAAUGUUUUGAUGCAGCAUCCACGUAGUCUUUUGCAACAUUUUGGACACGUCAGGUGCAUGUUUUGUUAUUUGGCCAAGUAAACAUUAUUAUAUACUGCAAGAGAAAUUCCAAGCAUUAUUGUUUCCUAGUUAUACAUAUUUGGCAUCUGACAAAUUUAAAUUGGACAAAUAAAUACAGUUUGUUAAGAAAAUAGCCAAAAAGUGUUUACUGUUGCAAAUUUUAAAUGUAUAAAAUCAAGAAAACAUGACAUCUGAUAAGUGGUGUCCACAUUUUUGCACAACACUGUACCUGUUGCCUGCAUACAAGGUUUUACCUUUUUUAAAAGUAGUUUUGACGUUAUGGCAAAACUGAUCUCUGUACUUUUGGAUCAUUAAAUAUCAUUUUCUUUUUGAAAUCCUUUA
This is a messenger RNA of Trichomycterus rosablanca, 1541 nucleotides long. RefSeq names its product RNA-binding protein with serine-rich domain 1. Gene Ontology annotation, molecular function: RNA binding. The transcript has 7 exons. Gene Ontology annotation, cellular component: cytoplasm; ASAP complex; nucleoplasm. The record is from RefSeq and is a predicted model, not a curated record. Bases 48 to 899 code for a protein of 283 amino acids. Lineage: Eukaryota; Metazoa; Chordata; Actinopteri; Siluriformes; Trichomycteridae. Gene Ontology annotation, biological process: mRNA splicing, via spliceosome.